GAUUCGUAUUCUGCAGUAUUACAGUAUUUCGCACCAUAAAAGUUCCGUGAAAGUCGCCCAUUCUCCUCAAACUUUACUGGAAGGCAUCGUCUGAUCCGUAUCUCAAGCUCAUUCUAAAUGAUCAAUGUCUCAAAGUUAUUGGAAGAAACAAUCAUCAACUCCAGCUUACACUCACUCCUAGCCUUCUACACAAUCUACAUCACAUACAUAUAUAUUGCAAAGCAGGACUUGCUUGAACUUGUUGCUACGCUGCUUGCUUCAACUGCUGCAUUCGGCUUUCCCCGGGACCCUUGGCACUGUCAACCUCAUAAAGCUUAUCAUUUCUCGAUUUCUCUUCUUCGUUUCGGGUUUCUUCCUGCAGAUAACCUAACCGACGCAUCAGGUUUCAAGCGGAUUUUGCACAGCUUGGUCUGGAUCUUCGUACCCACUCUCCGUACAUUAAUUGUACUUUGUACCUUUCUUUUGCAAUUGCGGAUAUCAUUGCGUAUUAAAUUUCCAACUUUCUCCACCAGGACCGCUAUUACCCGCACAUGAAAGUUGGUCAGGAACAAAGGAAUACUAGACACCUCGAUUUCAUUACCUUAUAAAAGGGAAACAAUUGCUUGAGUCGCUUUCCAAGACGAGUACGUUGUGGGAAUGAAGUACGGACAGCAAUUCCAGUCGGACUCUGUGCCACAAUGGGCGCCAUACAACCUUGAUUAUGAUGAAUUGAAGAAUUCGAUAAAGCAUAAUACCACAAGAGAUUCGGGGAAAUCAAUCACUAUUCCAGGUCAUGUCGAUACUUCUCUAGUCGCAUUCGAGAAUGAAUUCUUUACAGAGUUAUCAAACCAACACGAUCGAGUCGAACUGUUUGUUAAGAGCAAGAGCGAGGAGAUUGGGCGCAGACUUCAAUAUCUAUCGACUAUCGUCCUCCGACUACUUGCAAGAUGUGCCGAAAGCUCCAAUGGGCAGAUGACGAGGAAGCGGAUGAAUAAAUUCUCCAAGUAUAACAUGCAGAUUGAGAGUUGUGGGGAUGAUCUCGCGAGAUUGGAUCGGUUUGUUGAAGCCCAGCGUGUCGCAUUCUACAAGUUAUUGAAGAAAUAUACGAAAUGGACCGGAUCUCGAACACUCAAGGAACGAUUCGAAGUUGAGGUAUUGGGCAAUCCAAAAAGCUUCACAAGACAAGAUUUUAGUUCCUUACAUUCUCAAUAUAACGAUCUCACCACGCUUAUCCGAGCUUCUACGCCAAUGACGAGCGGGCCGUCUACUCCUAGUAUGGGCUCAAGGAGAGACAGUCUCGGCCGUGCCCCAUCGCAGACACUACAGCGAUCGCCGCCUCGACAAACAUAUUGGAACGAAUACGACAACGGGAGUGAUGUCGACCAGGAUGAGCCAUUCUAUAUAUACACGGAUCCAAAUGCGGAAAUGACGUUCCCUGGUGCAGAAGUUGUAGCAAGUGCGAUUCGACGAACCAAACAAGGAAUGGGAAAAGUUAGAGGCUGGUUUACACCUCCCGGUUCAACAAAAAAUCGCGAACGUCAGGCACUAUUGGGAAAUAGCGACAGAGGAUACUUUCACCGAAGUCCAAGCGGGACAGCCAAUGGUUCAAUAACCGAUGUCGAAGACGAAGCGUAUGCCUCCUCGGCGGAUUUCCCGAACGGAUACGUUGCUCAUUAUGCAACUUUUCCCAGCGUGGCGGAUCAGCGAUUGAGUCGAUUCCAAGAACAAACUUUGUUAUUUACAAUGAUUGCUUGCUUUUUGUUUUCAAUACUAUCUGAGGCAGCAUCCACACUUCUCCUUGCAACAGGUCGACAUAAACUAAGGACGGAGGUCGACUUGGGUGCACUCACUGGUGCCUUGUUAGGAUUUGCUCUGGCUGCCGGUGGUUUAAUUUGCAUGGCAUGUCGGAAUGAAAAACUUGGUUGGGUGCACCGAGGAGUUGUGCUUAUCAUAACUGCUCUUUUAUUGAUUGGGAGUAUUGUGCUCUUGAUUAUGGUAAUUGGGAACUAAGCCUCUCAUUACAAUCUUUAGCUAACGAACUACUCAAGACCCGCCGGUAGAAACUAUCCACGAUGGCGAGCGCUCAACGUUGUAGAGAGAAAAUGGCUUACAUUAUCAAGGUAUCGUACAUACUAGUACCAUUGCUUUGCAUGUCAUCUGUCUCUCGAUUUUAGUUUUUCCUAUGUGUUUAUUGUACCGUUUGUUUUACUCUGUUUCUAGCGGGCGUAAUUUGGCGGUUGAUUCAUUUGGCAUUCAGGUGUUUAGUAUGGAGGGCAUUUGCUAGACAGCUAGAUUUGAUCGGGCAAUUGAUGGGACUAUUGCAUGGGUUCAUGGUCCUACUUUGACGGCCGAACACUUUAGAAUUGCAUUUCAACAUAUAGAAGUGUGUGGAUACUGGGAGUACGCAACGGCCGAAUAUGUGGAUGGGUUCAAUGGUUUGAGGAGAAACAAUGGAGCUGGGAAUGGAACUGUGACUGGGGGUGAGGAUUGGUGCAUUUUGUGACGGUUUUGAUGGAGUUGAGCUGGGUGGAUUGAAGUGGAGCGGAGUUUGUUGGUCAAAGUUCAGGGAGUUGGUUGGUGUGUGUGUUUCUGUACGAGUAUAUUUAGGGGAUGUUGAAUGUCACAAUCGCGCGCUGUGGCAUUUAGCGCGAUAGGGGUAAGUUAGUAUAAUAUAAUCGAAUGAAAGAUGUUGAUUCA
Messenger RNA from Botrytis cinerea B05.10, 2676 nucleotides. RefSeq lists its product as hypothetical. NCBI's taxonomy places the organism in Eukaryota, Fungi, Ascomycota, Leotiomycetes, Helotiales, Sclerotiniaceae. Bases 637 to 1989 code for a protein of 450 amino acids. The transcript has 4 exons. Gene Ontology annotation, biological process: microautophagy; polyphosphate metabolic process; vacuolar transport. The record is from RefSeq and is a predicted model, not a curated record. Gene Ontology annotation, cellular component: fungal-type vacuole membrane; vacuolar transporter chaperone complex.